Messenger RNA from Lentinula edodes (shiitake mushroom), 1279 nucleotides. RefSeq lists its product as uncharacterized. The transcript is spliced from 3 exons. Bases 253 to 1053 code for a protein of 266 amino acids. NCBI's taxonomy places the organism in Eukaryota, Fungi, Basidiomycota, Agaricomycetes, Agaricales, Omphalotaceae. The record is from RefSeq and is a predicted model, not a curated record.
CGAGCACUGUAGCGGGGGAUUUCCGUGCCUCUUCCGUGGAUCAGUCGAACAGCCAGCCCGCACAGGUUACCGUUGGAACAACUUCAAAUCCCAAUAGCACAUCCGGACUCAAAUCCUAUUAUGUCGCUAAGCAGUGUAUACAAGCAGUGGAUCAUUCGGAGAAGGUCGUUUUCAUACUUCGUACGAUGAGAAUAGGGCACUUACUCUACUGGAUUUGGCCUGGGUUGAUUGUGAAUAAGGCAAGGAAGAAAUAUGGUUUUACUCCAAAAUAAUCUAGCCGUUGGACGUGUCAGGCUUAGCUCGGACCUGGUUAUAAACGAUCUCGACGCCAGUACGGAACAUUUAGGGCGUUCUUUCCUCAACAAAUGUUCUGUCACAAACGACACGAGCACUGAUUGUGCACAAUUCCGUAGAACGCCAAACGAGGACCGCUUCGCGAUAUUAGAAGACUGGAGACUCAAUGAUCAUGUCUGGCAAUUUCCUGCAGCCCCCGACGGCAAACUAUACGCCGCCUGUCUGAAACCCAGCAGCUCAAGGACGGAUUUUAUAGGACAUGGUGGCUCAACGACGGCAGAGUACCUCGCGAAACACUUCCCCUCAAAUCUUAGAAGAUCCAUGAAGCGCUCUUUCUCAUCCUCCCCAGAGUCAGGAAUACCUCCGCCUUCGUCAACCUCACAAUCAUCGGCUGUUCCACUCACGGCGAAGAACGUAUCAGCGUUUCUGAAACGUGAAGUUCGAUGGUUCGACGAAGAGUUGGGUCAUACUGUCAAGACGAUAUGUCCGCACCCCGAAAAUAUCAGCGACGACGAGGAAGCUUAUGCGCUCUAUGAAGCCCACAAGGAGGUCAUUGCUCGUGCUAGAUGCGGAUCCACGAUGGCCGGUAUUUUGAUAGAUAAAACGGAAAACAAGAUGUGGGUGUGCUGUGUUGGAGAUUCUUCUGUCGGUGCGUCCAAGUUCAUACGACCUCUUUUUUAUAUAAUAUUAUAUAUGUUUGGCAGUUCUAUCUACCAAAGCGUCUACCGGUUGCAAACGGAUGACAGUUCUUGUGAAUGAUCAACAUACAGGGCGAACACCACAGGAGUAUCAUCGUGUCUCCAUGGCGCAUCCGUCCCACGAAAGGGACAAUAUCUGGCUCGACGGAGAAGAUCGCAUAUUUGGGACUCUCAGCAUGACUUCGGGCCUUUGGGGAUUUUAUGUUCAAAUUUCCCACCUCCUUCACCACCGCGCUUUUUUCCAAAUUUCCGUCUUCUGCCAUGAGGUCCGUUAAAACUGUCCCCAG